Salvia hispanica is the source of this 630-nucleotide messenger RNA. RefSeq names its product Heavy metal transport/detoxification superfamily protein. The record is from RefSeq and is a predicted model, not a curated record. NCBI's taxonomy places the organism in Eukaryota, Viridiplantae, Streptophyta, Magnoliopsida, Lamiales, Lamiaceae. Gene Ontology annotation, molecular function: metal ion binding.
AUAGCUAUAGAGAGAGAAGCAAGUAUUCACUCAUAAAAUUGAGAGAGAGAAAACAAGGUAAGUAUUGAGAAUGAGUGAAGAGCUUCAAAUAGUUGUAGCACAAAAGAAUGUUGAGGCACAAUAUGUAGAGAUGAUGGUGCCUUUGUAUUCUUUUGGAUGUGAGAGGAAAAUCAAGAAUGCUUUGGCUAAUCUCAAAGGUAUUUAUUCAGUUAAUGUAGAUUUUGAGCAACAAAAGGUGAGGGUGUGGGGAAUUUGUGACAAAUGCGAUGUUCUGUCGAAAGUGAAGAAGAAGAGGAGAGGAGCACGGUUUUGGGAAUUGGAAGAUGAAAUUCGAGUGCAAGAGUUGGGUGUUGGUUCCGCCCCUUCAUCGCCACAACAUUCUUCCAUUUCUAUUAACAACAAUUCUGCAAAAUAUUUGGCUCUCAUCAAACCACAAUCCCUAAACUUGAAUUGGAGAGCUCUGAAAAGAGUGUUUAAUAGAUCAAACUCAUUUUAGAAAAUAUGAGAAAAAUUACUCAUGAAUAUUAUCUUUCUCUACUUUUUGAGAAAAAUUGACUUGUACCACUUGGGUUGGUAAAAACAAAUAUUUACAAUUCUACUGAGUAAUAAACACCUCAUUAAUUAAUUUCA